AUACUGCCCCGUUCCAAUAAAGUUAUUCCGAGCGUGACGUCACGCAAGGUCGCUUCCACGCGUGGCCAGGCGACGUCUCGGCACAGCCCUUAGAUACUUUAACUCCAUUCUUAGUUUCGUCACCGCUGUUAACUACAUUUGUUUUUAAAGAGAGUGAGAGCCCGCAGCAGGAGAUGAACGCGCUGGCUCGCCUGGCCGCGCUGCGGAGAGCGGCGCUUCUGCCUCGGCUGGGCUGGCUCCACCCGUGUUACAAGUCUUCAUACUCUGCCUUGCCCGAUGACUACAACUGCAAGGUGGAGCUUGCCCUGACGUCCGAUGGGCGCACCAUCGUCUGCCACCACCCGGCCCUGGAGUUCCCCUACGAGCUGUCACAGCCGAUGCCCAGGCCAGACCCCACAAACAACACGGAGGAGACCUACGAGGAGAUGCUCAAGGCUCGGCUCAAAGUGAAUCCGCUGACGCAGCUCAGGAAGAAACCACACCACGCCAUCGAGGAGCUGAGCCGCUUGUUCUACACCAGCAAGCACCGCUGGUUCCCUGUCGGACAGUAUCACCUGAGGAGGAUUAAAAAAAAUCCUCCCAAAGACAGACCGGAUUCCUGAUAUUAACUUACAGCCAAGGCUUGCGUGUUGGACAACACUGCCCCUCGCCUGCAAUAUGGAGUCAUUCUAGAAUUUAAACGAAACUGGCGAGCCGUCCUUUCCGUUGUAACCCUUUCACGUGCUUUAUUUCCCAUGAUGCAACAACUCGUUUAUAAAGUUAAGUCGCAAAUACACAACGGAGAUUACUUUGUCGUCUUACAUAA
This is a messenger RNA of Petromyzon marinus (sea lamprey), 805 nucleotides long. RefSeq names its product mitochondrial ribosomal protein L42 (gene MRPL42). NCBI's taxonomy places the organism in Eukaryota, Metazoa, Chordata, Hyperoartia, Petromyzontiformes, Petromyzontidae. The record is from RefSeq and is a predicted model, not a curated record. Gene Ontology annotation, cellular component: mitochondrial large ribosomal subunit.